This is a messenger RNA of Fimicolochytrium jonesii, 996 nucleotides long. Its product is annotated as Alpha/Beta hydrolase protein. NCBI's taxonomy places the organism in Eukaryota, Fungi, Chytridiomycota, Chytridiomycetes, Spizellomycetales, Powellomycetaceae. The transcript has 3 exons. Bases 1 to 996 code for a protein of 331 amino acids. The record is from RefSeq and is a predicted model, not a curated record.
AUGUCUCAACAAGCUCAAGAAGAAACCUUCCUCGUUCGCAACGGCAGCCUGCGCAUCGCCGCCAAGCGUUGGGGUCCGGCAAACGGCUACCCUAUCCUUGCAUUGCACGGGUGGCUGGAUAAUGCGAACACAUGGGACGAACUGGUUCCAAAAGUCAUGAGCCAGCAUGACGGCCCGCUGCAGGUUGUUGCGCCUGACUUUGCUGGACACGGGCGGUCGGAAUAUAGACAUGUUACGACAGAUUAUGGGCCGAAUAAGUUCGUGGCGGAUAUUUUGAUGGUUGUUGAGCAGUUGGGCUGGUCCAGCUUCGCCCUCCUCGGCCACUCAAUGGGCGGCGCAAUGGCCACGCUAGUCGCCGGCCUCCUCAAAACCCGCAUCACCCACAUGAUCCUCAUCGACAACCUCGGCCCGCCCUUCCCGCCCUCCUCCGCCGCGGACUUUGCCAAAUUCUGGGCUCAAUCCCUCAAAGUCCAAGCCUUGCCCACGAAACCCAGCAAACUGCUCCCUUCGCUCGAAGCUUGCGUACGAGUACGCGCUAGCGGAACAGAGGAUAUGACCAUGUCCAUCGAAGCGGCGAGAACACUGAUGGGAAGGGGCGCGGAGGCCGUGUCGUCACCAGACGGGGCUACGAUUCAGUACCGGUUUACCGUCGACCCGCGCGUCCGUUUCAUCCAUUUCGAUCUGGAAAUACCCGGCAAUGUCGUCGACCAUUUCCUCGCGUCGACUAAGUGCCCCGUGUUGGUGUUGAUGGGACAGAAUGGCGCGCCGUACGCCAAAACGAUGGUCGAGGAGCGGGCGAAGCUGGUUAAGACGCUGCGGGUCGUUACGGUGAAGGGAUACCAUCACCCGCAUUUGGAUGUGGGCGUGGAUGAGUGUGUCGCGGAGACAUUGAAGUGGUUGAGUGAUUAUCCCCUGGUUCCCGCGGCGGCGUCGGCGGGAACGCAGAGGACUUUGAGGUCUGCUUCGAUAUCCGCCAAGCCCAAGAACAAGCUAUGA